This is a messenger RNA of Tribolium madens (black flour beetle), 1940 nucleotides long. Its product is annotated as F-box only protein 25. Gene Ontology annotation, cellular component: nucleus; SCF ubiquitin ligase complex; cytoplasm. Bases 90 to 1112 code for a protein of 340 amino acids. Gene Ontology annotation, biological process: protein ubiquitination. The record is from RefSeq and is a predicted model, not a curated record. The transcript is spliced from 4 exons. Lineage: Eukaryota; Metazoa; Arthropoda; Insecta; Coleoptera; Tenebrionidae. Gene Ontology annotation, molecular function: protein binding.
CCAGAAUAGUGUUUUCAUAAUCCAACGAGUGACUGUCAAAGUGUUGUGUAUAUUUACAUCAGCUGUUUGGCUGAACCAAUUAAAAAAUAAUGCCUUUUAUAUCGAAGGAUUGGCGGUCACCGGGGGAAGUCUGGGUCAAAACACAAGAAGGAUGGGAGAAGAAAAAAGUGCUAGAAAACUGCAAAGCCAUCAAACAAAGUGGCGCAGACGAACCCUCCACAUAUGGAAAUACCGAAACUGCCAUCCAACCCCAUUGCCACAUAACAAUAAAAUCAACAAAAGAAAUAGCAGGUUUUAACGAAUUAAACGAGGCUGUAAAAAAACUGGACUUCAUGAGCGCCGUUAGAGACGUCCGCCGCUUCAACUACAUUUGCGCUUUAUUAGGACUACUCAUCGGCCAACAAAUGACCGCAUUGUCGGGAUGCGCCCAAAAGGUGCUUCUAGCAAUGUUGGAAGAGGUCGCAAGUCAAGCGGUGACAAGUCAACACAAUCCCCGAAAUUUCCGUCAACUGUUAAAAAAUUUAAGAUCGCUGAGCGAAGCGGAACGCUCGUCUUGCUGGGGCGGCCUCCUCGGCUCCCAAAUGCUGUGGAGUGAGCACACCGCCAAAAUUGAACGCAUACUCAAAAUGGCCGCUAAUAUGCAAAUCUGCGAACUCAGCCCGGAGUCGCGCCCGCAGUUGCUACAACUCCCGGAAGAAUGCCUCCGGGAGAUUAUUUUAAGAUUGUCGGAUCAUAGAGACUUGACAGCUAGUGCAGAAACGUGCGAGCAAAUGGCCACAAUUGUGGGGGAGCAACGCGUCUGGAGGGAGUUAACCCAAUUCCACUUUUCACCCAAUCAAAUCGAGCUAGUUUUACCAAAAAACUGCGAGAAAGUCGACUGGAAAGACAUCUAUCACUCCCUCAAAAAGUCCUUCGGAUUGAGCGAAGACCGCCAAUAUGCAGAAAUGUUGUCGUUGUGUCGGUAUUGUCGAUGCCUGUUUUGGAGGUCCUCCGGGCACCCGUGUAUAGCCGAUCAGUGCCCGGAAUUCCGGGCGAGACUUCAAGAAGCCGGGGGAAUUACUCCGCCCAGUCCUGUUCCUCCUUCGGCCUUUCUGAAGUUCUUCUCCUUGUAGUUGCCUUCGUCCAAUUAAUUUAUUGUGCUUGUGUUGCAUUGUGAUACAUAAUUGCGUAUUUUUAGGGGCCGCUAUCUCAUGUAGAUAUAUCGAAUUUACAAAUGAGUAAUUUCAUCACUUUUAAAACUCAUUGUUUCUGAUUUUUGUAAAUUUGAGAUAUGUUAUAGAACGUGUAAAAAUAAGUGACACGUUUUUUACACACACCGUUUUUUAUUUUUUCAAUGUUGAAAAAACAGGUAUGUACAAAAUUACGUACCUCGUAACAAAAAGAAUUUUUAUCUAAAGAGCAAAUCAACAUAUUGAAACGAUUUUUUUUUAAUAAUAGAUAUAAUAAUAGGUACACUACGGACGUGAUAAUACAUGUAUUCUAAAAAUUUGUUAUUAACAAAUAAUUUAAAAAUAUAUUGUUAAAACACAAAAAUAAACAAUUACGCAGGUUUCUAAAUUCUCAAAAAACUUAUGUAAAAAUUUUCAUAUUUUUACUAUGUCUUCACAUAAGUUUCAAGAGGGACGUUUAAAAAUGGCUGAAAAACAUUUUUUUUUGAAAAAAAUUACAGAAAUUAUAGAAAACACAUAAUUUCCAAUAACUUAUAAAUAUUUAUUUUUCAAAAAAUAUCAAUAAUAAAAACAAAUUCCUCGGUUGAGAAAGAGUACUCUUAAUUUUUUUUAUUCUAUUUUCUGAUAUUAAAAUAAAAGUAUGUAGAUUUCGCAUACCUUUCAUGAGCUUCGCUCGACUAAAAUGAUCAUUUAAAAAAUCGCAAAUUCUUUCAACUUGUCGAUUAGAUUAUACAGGCUGUGUCAAAAGUCCCAUACCAACGUAAGGUAAGA